AUCAUAAAACUUAAUACAUGUGUCCCAACAGAUGAGCAGUGUAGACUGUUUUUCUAGAAUUCUUUGAUAUUGUAAAGGUAUUUAGCCAUGAUUUUGUAGUUCCAUACAUCUAAAGAAUUGUCACAGUUUGUUCCAAUUUGAAUCCAUCAUGGAGAAAGUAAGCAAGGAUGCCCGCUUCUCACACAUCACUAAAGAUCUACGAUUUCGGAGGAUGUCAAAAAACACACAGAAAGUUAAAAUUGACAAACGCUUUAAAGACAUGUUUACAGACAAACGCUUUAAGCUGAAGUAUUCUGUGGAUAAGAGAGGAAAACCAAUGAAUACAACAACUAACGAGAACCUGAAGAAUUAUUAUGAGUUGUCAGACAGUGAUGACAGUGACGAUGACAAUGAAGACAACAGCGAAGAUGACAGUGAAGAUGACAGUGAAGGCGAUGUUAAGGCAGCAGAGAAAUCAGGCAAUCAAGCAAGGUCUAAAACUAAAGAAACAACAAAAUUACUAAAGGACAAUUUUAAGAAAGGCUUGAAUAGCGAUUCCGUGAAAAAAGAAAGUGUGUCUGGUAAAAAGAAGAAUAAACAAAAAGUGACAGAUUCAGGGAAGAAGAAAAAGAAAACAAAGGAAGUCAGAAGUGAUUCAGAAAAAGAGGAUGUUAUAGAUCAAAACUCUAAAAAGACCUCAAAGAAAAAAGUCAUGAAAGAUAGGAAGAAAGCAGAAAUUAAGGUGACAGAGGAGGAUGAUUCUUCUUCUGAUGAGGAGGAGGACCAGAGAGAGGAGGAAAUCGCAUCUGAGGAAAACUCGGAGGAUGAAGACUCAGGUUUAGGGGAAGGCCCUGAUCUGGCUCGAGGAGAAGGUAACGUGGAGACGUCGUCAUCCGAGGAAGAUGAUGAAAGUGAAGAGGAAGAAGAAAAUCAGGAAGAGUUUGACCACGGUUGGGGGGAGCUGGAUAAAGACGUUGACAGGACAGAGGAGCUAGGACACCGACUGGCUGUGUGUAACAUGGACUGGGACAGAAUCAAGGCCCAGGACAUCUUCGUUUUACUGCAUUCAUUUGUACCAACAGGAGGCAGCAUCAGAUCAGUCAAGGUUUAUCCCUCAGAGUUUGGUCUACAAAGGAUGAAGGAGGAGGCAUUGUCAGGGCCGACAGAACUGGUCCAGGACAAACGAGAGAAUCCUCCCGAAGCAGAGGGGGAGGAGGAGGAUUAUGAGGAGAGUCAGGGAACCCGUUACCAUAGGGAGAAAUUACGUCGUUAUCAACUCAAUCGACUGAAGUAUUACUACGCUGUGGUGGAGACAGACUGUAUAGAGACGGCCAGUAAGAUUUAUGAGGAGUGUGACGGAAUGGAAUACGAGUCCAGCUCAACUAAACUAGAUCUAAGAUUUAUACCAGAUGACAUGGAGUUUACAGAGGAAUCUAAGUCCGUGUGUACUGAGAUGCCUGCUGCCUACAAUCCCUCAUUGUUUGUGUCAACUGCCCUGGCCCAGUCAAAGGUGAAUUUAACUUGGGAUGAAACAGACCAGGACCGAAUCAAAGUGACCAUGAAUAACUUGUCACAAAGGAAGAAGACGGAUGAUGUCAAUGAGGAGGACUUCCGGGCUUAUCUGGCGUCCAGCUCCGAGGAAGAGGAAGAUAAUGAUGAAGAUCGUCCUGUUGAUGAUGAUGACAAUGAUAAUGAAGAUGACAAUGAGGAGAGACAGAUACAGAAAUAUCGCAGUCUACUCCAGUCGUUAGAUGAUGAUAAAGACCAGAAGAAAAAGAAAGAGGUCGAAAUGGAGGUCACAUGGGAACCAGGUUUAAAAGAGACAACAGAGAAGAUUGUGAAACACAAGGAAAAGAUGAAAGUUCAGACUCCAUGGGACCAGUAUCUGAUGAAGAAAAAAGAGAAGAGACAGAGAAAGAGAGAAGAAAGAUUGAACAGAAAAAUGACAAGUGAUAAAAAACCCGAGGAGAAGGCAGCCUUCAGUGAUGACGAUCUACCCACUGGGGUAGACGAGGAUCCAUUCUUCAAUCAGAAUCUGAACAGUGAUGAGGAAGUAGAGAGAAAGCCAAAAGCUGAGUCAAAGAAGACAAAGAAGAAAAAAAGGAAGGAGAAAACAUCAAAGUCAAUGACUAAAGAUGGAGAGGGUGAACUGGAACUUCUGAUGAUGGAUGAAGAAAUUGACAACAGAAAACAUUUCAAUCUGAAGUCAAUCAUGAAAAACUCAAACAAAAAGAAGAAAUUAUCAGGGGAUCAGAAACCAGAGGGAGAUUUUCAGAUGAAUGUGAAGGAUGACAGAUUUACCGCCAUUUUUGAUUCCCAUCUAUACAACAUUGAUCCAUCGGCACCAGAAUUUAAAAAGACUAAAUCAAUGGAGGCCAUUAUUGAAGAGAAACUGAAACGAAGGACAUCAGAAAAAACGCAGAAAACUGUCAGUGGACAAAAACGGAAAUCAGAGAGUAACAGUAUUUACACUGGACACUCGGGGAAAUCUGGGAAGGCAGACUCAGACAGCAUAUCAUCUCUUAUUCACUCUGUUAAAUCUAAAACACUGACAUUUCAGAACAAGAAGAGGAAAAAAUAA
Molecule: messenger RNA, 2560 nt
Organism: Saccostrea cuccullata (small rock oyster)
Lineage: Eukaryota; Metazoa; Mollusca; Bivalvia; Ostreida; Ostreidae
Product: ESF1 homolog
Exons: 15
Coding region: 149-2560 (803 amino acids)
Biological process (GO): rRNA processing
Cellular component (GO): nucleus
Molecular function (GO): RNA binding
Source: RefSeq, a predicted model, not a curated record